Messenger RNA from Tribolium madens (black flour beetle), 471 nucleotides. Its product is annotated as putative gustatory receptor 28b. The transcript is spliced from 3 exons. Lineage: Eukaryota; Metazoa; Arthropoda; Insecta; Coleoptera; Tenebrionidae. Gene Ontology annotation, cellular component: neuronal cell body; axon; membrane. Gene Ontology annotation, biological process: sensory perception of taste. The record is from RefSeq and is a predicted model, not a curated record. The coding region runs from base 15 to 386 and encodes 123 amino acids.
UUCUUUUUAUUGUUAUGUCAAUUUUUUCCAUGUCAGCUUAUUUAAUUUCAAACCCAAUUAUCUGGAACCGCAUCAUGUUGUUAACGUUUUGGAGUGCAUUUUGUGUGAUCGAUGUUUUAUACAUUUGUAAUCAGUGCUACACAACUGUUGAAGAGGCUAAAAGAACUAAAAAAAUUAUUCAUAAAGUUCAAAGUGAGAAUAUUGCCGUCAUGGAUGUUAUCGACAUGUUUUCACAGCAAAUAGAAAGUCACAAAAUAAGUUUCACGGCAGCAGGAUUUUUCCCAAUUGAUCAUACUUUACUUUUCACAAUUGUUGGUGGCGUUACUACCUACUUCAUAAUAAUGAUUCAGUUAUCGUCGUCUUUGUUGUCAAACCCAAAAAAUUAGUAAAACAGAAUAAACAGCUAAUUUCACAUAUGAUUAGAAAAUAAAUAAUUCAAAUGUAUUGAUUGUGAUUAAUUUAAAUACAUUA